CUCAGUGCAUUCUCCUCACUGAGAUGGGGGAAGUAAGACGUCAACUGCAGGAGCUCAUGGACCACUGCAUCAUCACAGAAUCUAAGAGCCCUUAUGCCUCUCCCAUUGUGAUUGUGCGGAAGAAGAACAGCCAACUCCGUAUGUGUAUUGAUUACCGGACUUUGAAUGCCCGGACCAUCACUGAUCAAUACACUGUGCCACGGGUGGAGGAGGCUUUGGACUGCUUAGUAGGGAGCAAAUAGUUUUCAGUACUAGACCUCCACAGUGGCUAUUACCAGAUACCUCUGCGGGAAGAGGACAAAGAGAAGACUGCUUUUAUUUACCCCUUGGGAUUCUAUCAGUUUGAACGAAUGCCCCAAGGGCUGUCCAGGGCUCCUGCCACCUUCCAGCAACUAAUGGAGAAGGUGGUUGGGGAUAUGCAUAUGACCCAAGUACUGGUUUAUUUAGAGGAUAUUAUUGUUUUUGGAAAGACCCUGGAGGAACAUGAAGAACAGCUACUCCUGGUACUUGAUUGGCUGGAAGCCGCUGGACUUAAAUUGGCCAUUGAUAAAUGUAAGUUCUGCCAGGCCUCUGUGAAGUGCAUAGGACAUAUUUUAUCACAGGAAAGGGUCAGCACUGAUCCGGAGAAAGUAAGUGCUGUGACCACCUGGCCUCGACCCAAGAACUUUAAGGAAUUGAAAAGGUUCCUGGAAUUUGCUGGUUUCUAUCGGCGAUUCAUUAAAGACUAUGCUACAAUAACCGGACCUUUAAAUGCCCUAACUCACGGACCCCAGGUGGGAAGGUCACCCCGCAAGAAGGAGCAAAACAAUGGCUUAAAUGGGCUUCCUGUGACACGAAGCCCCACAGAGCAUUUUGGCCCCCAGUGGGACUCACGGUGUGAAGAUGCCUUUCAGAAGGUGAUCCGGUGGUUGACUCAGGCACCUGUGCUGGCAUAUGCUGAUCCCAACCGCCCUUUUAUUUUGCACACAGGUGCUACCCUGUCAGGACUGGGGGCUGUACUGUACCAGGAACGUGAGGGACACCGGUGA
Messenger RNA from Gavialis gangeticus (Gharial), 1028 nucleotides. RefSeq names its product retrotransposon-like 1 (gene RTL1). The record is from RefSeq and is a predicted model, not a curated record. NCBI's taxonomy places the organism in Eukaryota, Metazoa, Chordata, Crocodylia, Gavialidae. The transcript has a single exon.